AUGUCGUUUAAUGUGCCCGGCCGGGAGUAUGCAUUUCGUGAGGGAAUCCGAGCUCGAGAUGGAAAGUGUGUUAUCACGGCUCCAUUCGAUUGGACCUUUUUCGAAGCUGCUCAUCUCUUUCCACUGGAGAAAGAGACGGAUAUGAACGAUACUACGGGAUUGUCAAAGAUCACCUCGUGUCAGAAUGGGUUUCUGCUUAAAGCGGACGUGCGCCAGGCGUUUAAUAAGUAUCUUGUGUCGGUGAAUCCGGAUGACAACUACAAGAUUGUGGUGUUUGGUAUAGAUAUGCUAGGCGUAGAUGGACGAAGUCUGGACCCUGUGUGUCGAAAUCCGGCGGAUCCUCAUAGAGUGUCUGAUAAGCUUUUGCGGUGGCAUUUUAGACAGUCUGUGCUUGCGAAUAUGAGAGGUGCCAGUGAGCCAGUAUUUGAGCAUGAUUUUGCAGGCAAAGAUAUGAUGGCAGAGAUUCGGGAACGACCAUGUGCCAAAGAGAGGUUCGAGUUGGAGUUGGAGGCUAGAUCCAGAGCGGCUGUUUGA
Molecule: messenger RNA, 534 nt
Organism: Morchella sextelata
Lineage: Eukaryota; Fungi; Ascomycota; Pezizomycetes; Pezizales; Morchellaceae
Exons: 2
Coding region: 1-534 (177 amino acids)
Source: RefSeq, a predicted model, not a curated record